Mucor velutinosus is the source of this 1923-nucleotide messenger RNA. RefSeq names its product Subunit of the glycosylphosphatidylinositol transamidase complex-like protein (gene GPI16). The transcript has 4 exons. The record is from RefSeq and is a predicted model, not a curated record. Gene Ontology annotation, biological process: regulation of DNA-templated transcription; peptidyl-arginine N-methylation. NCBI's taxonomy places the organism in Eukaryota, Fungi, Mucoromycota, Mucoromycetes, Mucorales, Mucoraceae. Bases 1 to 1923 code for a protein of 640 amino acids. Gene Ontology annotation, cellular component: cytosol; nucleus.
AUGAACGAUACCAUUGAUCAAUCUCGUAUGUGCAGCGUUGGCUUGCUGACCACUGACUGCUAUGACGAUCUCGGCAAUUUCAUCGUCCAAGCAGAUGAAGCCGGCCAUGAUUUCGUCGUGACACCCAUUUCUCAUCCCACCUUGCGACGCGUAUUGAAUGAAGACAAGUCAAUCAGUGAACAAGAGCAGAGAAACUGGAAAGACAGACCUGUAUUUGAUCGCAAGGAUUUGGUGAUUCGAUCUGCUGAAUGGUCUGGUAGAGCUGUCGGAUUGUUGGCCGACUGGAUACAACUUGACUCCAGCGAGCCUGAAGUAAGAAUGUGCUCUGAAUUAGCAUUGAAACAAGAGAUGGACUGGGCCUGCCACAUUAGUUUAUCAGGUCUCAUUUUCCCUGCGUUACCUACCGGUUCUCUGUUCAACACAGCUCGAGUCAUCAACAGCGCUGUCAAGUCCAUGUCGUAUACACAAUUUCUUGUCAGAGUGCCAUUGACUGAUAAAAAAAAUGUUCAAGAAAACCUUAGCUGGAAGCAGUGGAAUAGAUUCAGAACAUUGACGGAAUACAAUACCAAGAUUCACGUAGCACUCGAGAUCACCUCCGAACUACCUUCAGAUAAGCAGUUGCUCGACAUGUGGCUAGCCGAACCCAUUAAGGCUGUGAUUGUACCUGCUGAAAUCUUUGUGGAGAAUGCCAAGGGAUAUCCAGUCUUGUCGAAGCCUCACCAAAAGUUUAUCCAAAAUUUGAUGGACAAGAUGAAGCCUGACAUGAUUGUUACACUCCCUCCUACACAAAUCCACAAAAAGGCCACACCUCAAUCAUACAGCGAAUACAUCGGCUACUUGAAUCGCCGCUUGCCACCAUUGAAAGAUGUAGAUCAGUUUGCUUCAGGAUACCAAGACUUUCUUCAGGCACCCUUGCAACCGUUGAUGGACAACUUGGAGAAUCAAACCUAUGAAGUGUUUGAAAAAGAUCCUAUCAAGUACCAGCAAUACGAAAAGGCAGUUUACAAGGCUUUGUUGGACCGUGUGGAGUAUGACUCUGAUUAUGUUACAACCAUCAUGGUGGUGGGUGCUGGUAGAGGUCCAUUAGUGAACUGCUGUCUUCGCGCUGCUGAAAAAUCCGAACGCAAAAUUCAUGUUUACGCACUAGAAAAGAACCACAAUGCCUAUGUAACACUACAAAACGCCAAAGCUGAUGUAUGGGGUGAUAAGGUGACCUUGGUUUUUGCUGACAUGAGAAAAUGGACUCCUCCUACCAAGUGCGAUAUUUUGGUGAGUGAGCUCUUGGGUUCUUUUGGCGAUAAUGAGCUUUCACCUGAAUGUCUGGAUGGAGCCCAAAAAUUCAUCAAAGAAGGCGGUAUCUCCAUUCCCGCAAACUACACAGCAUUCGCCUCACCAUUGGCCUCGACAAGACUCAACAACAACGUGGCAGCUUACAAAGAUUUAGAGCAUUACGAAACUCCCUAUGUUGUCAUGUUCCAACAAGUUUGCGAAUUAGCACCACCGAAAGCACUCUGGUCAUUUGAACAUCCCAAUACGCAAGGCGACAUUCCUGCAGAUGGAGACCCCAUGAACAAUCUACACAACGUCCGAUACAAUCAUGUCGAAUUCACAGUGAAACACGAUAUGGUUAUGAACGGUAUUGCCGGUUACUUUGAGAGCGUUCUUUAUAAAGAUGUCAUGAUCUCUAUCCGACCUAAGACACAUUCACCUGGUAUGUUUAGUUGGUUCCCCAUCUAUUUCCCCAUUCGCACACCUGUGCAAGUACCCAAGGAUUCCACUGUAUCACUUCAAUUCUGGCGCUUGACAGAUGCUAAAAAGGUUUGGUAUGAAUGGACUGUUACUGUGCAAGGCAGAAAUGGAGAGGAAAUGACAACUUUGCCCAUUCAUAACGUUGGUGGUCGCUCUUAUUUCGUAGGACUAUAA